CUUCAACCAAAAUGGCUUCCGAGGUGGUGAAUCUGAAUGUGAGAAUCACUGGCAAGAGUCAUGUGAAACCCCAAGAGGAAAUUGGGAGGAAAGAGUGUCAAUUGGUCACUUUUGAUCUUCCCUAUCUAGCUUUCUACUAUAACCAGAAGCUACUUUUUUACAAAGGGGAUGGUGAUUUUGAGGGUAUGGUUAAGAAACUGAAAGAUGGGCUUUGUGUAGUUCUGAAGGAGUUCCAUCAACUAGCUGGUAAGUUAGGGAAAGAUGAAGAGGGUGUGUUUAGAGUGGAAUAUGAUGAUGACAUGCUUGGUGUUGAGGUCACUGAAGCAGUUGCUGAUGAGAUUGGUGUAGCAGAUCUAACUGUGGCUGAAAGUACCAGCAUUUUGAAGGAGCUUAUACCUUACAAUGAUAUCUUGAAUUUGGAAGGCAUGCACAGACCCUUGCUGGCAAUUCAGUUAACUAAGCUCAAAGACGGGCUUGCAAUGGGCCUUGCGUUCAACCAUGCUGUGCUUGAUGGUACUUCCACGUGGCAUUUCAUGAGCUCAUGGGCUGAGAUCUGUAGCGGUUCACCAACUACGUCAGCCAUACCCUUCCUUGACCGCACCAAGGCCCGGAAUACACGAGUUAAGCUUGAUCUGUCUCCACCCGAGCCCAAAGGCCAACCUGCUACCUCCAACGGUGAGGUAAAGCCGGAGUCUGGGCCCAAGCCCGUACUCAGGGAAAAGAUCUUCAAGUUCUCUGAGUCAGCCAUCGACAAGAUCAAGUCAACGGUCAACGAAAACCCUUCAUCUGACGGUUCAAAACCAUUCUCAACAUUUCAAGCUCUUUCCACUCAUGUUUGGCGCCAUGUAACCCAUGCACGUGAACUAAAACCUGAGGACUACACUGUGUUCACCGUUUUUGCUGAUUGUCGGAAAAGGGUCGAUCCGCCGAUGCCGGAGACUUACUUCGGAAACCUAAUCCAGGCUGUGUUCACCGUUACAGCAGCCGGGCUUUUGUCGGCCCAUCCGCCGCAAUUCGGGGCUUCCUUGAUCCAGAAGGCCAUUGAAGCCCACAAUGCUAAAGCCAUUGAUGAACGUAACAAAGAGUGGGAGAGUGCACCUAAGAUUUUCCAAUUCAAAGAUGCAGGGGUGAAUUGUGUGGCAGUGGGAAGUUCACCAAGGUUUAAGGUUUAUGACAUUGAUUUUGGAUGGGGGAAGCCAGAGAUAGUGAGGAGUGGAACUAAUAACAAGUUUGAUGGUAUGAUUUAUUUGUAUCCAGGGACGAGUGGAGGAAGGAGCAUUGAUGUGGAGUUAACCUUGGAGCCUGAAGCUAUGGGGAGGUUGGAACAAGAUAAGGAGUUUCUUAUGGAGGUAUGAAAUUGCUAGAGUGUGUGAAAUAAUAAAAUGGGGGCAGAAAGAAAAAAAAAUGUUGCAUUGAUGGAAUUUAAUUUGGAAGUACUACUAUGCUUCUUGAAGGGAUAGACAUUUUAUUCUUCGAUUAUGAAUUCUGAUGUUAUUCCUGAGUGCUAUUUAAUCUAAGGUUAUGGUGUUUAAUUAGAUAAAAUCUUAUAUUUUGUGGUUUUAUUGUUGAUAAAAUUGAACCUAAAUGUUGUUCAAUUAUAUGUAAUGUGAAAGAUUGCAUAUAUAAUUC
Molecule: messenger RNA, 1629 nt
Organism: Gastrolobium bilobum
Lineage: Eukaryota; Viridiplantae; Streptophyta; Magnoliopsida; Fabales; Fabaceae
Product: BAHD acyltransferase DCR-like
Exons: 2
Coding region: 12-1355 (447 amino acids)
Source: RefSeq, a predicted model, not a curated record